Molecule: messenger RNA, 2606 nt
Organism: Psammomys obesus (fat sand rat)
Lineage: Eukaryota; Metazoa; Chordata; Mammalia; Rodentia; Muridae
Gene: Nop2
Product: NOP2 nucleolar protein
Exons: 16
Coding region: 114-2483 (789 amino acids)
Biological process (GO): maturation of LSU-rRNA; rRNA base methylation
Cellular component (GO): nucleolus
Molecular function (GO): RNA binding; rRNA (cytosine-C5-)-methyltransferase activity
Source: RefSeq, a predicted model, not a curated record
CACUCGCGGUGUGCUGCCCCGGGAGCCCUUCCCCGAGUGCACGUGGAGCGGGGCUUGGCUGGGGUCGCCACGUCUACCGGAGCCAGGUCUGUCUCAGCCGAGCCUUCAGUACCAUGGGCCGCAAGUUGGACCCUACAAAGAAGGAGAAACGUGGCCCUGGCCGAAAGGCCCGAAAACAGAAGGGUGCAGAGACUGAACUGGUCAGAUUCUUACCUGCAGCUGGCGAUGAGAACGUCAAGAGGCUGUCCAGUCGUGCUCGGAAGAGGGCGGCCAAGAGGAGGUUGGGGUCUGUUGAAGUCCCUAAGCCAAAGAAGUCUCCUGGGAUCAAAACAUUGCCUGGAGAGCUAUCAAAGGGAGCAGUCCAGGCUCGGGGUAAGAAGCGCCCAGCACCAGUUCCAAACAGUGACGGGGAUGAGGAGGACGACACCGAGGAGGACGGCGUGGUGAGCCAGGGAGACCUUUGGGGCUCUGAUGACAGUGACGCCGAUCUGGUGGAUGACUACGGAGCUGACUCUGACUUAGAGGAUGAAGAGAAAAAGUUGUUGCCCAUUGAGAGAGCUGCUCUGAAGCAGAAGGCCCAGGACACUGCGGCUGGGGGUCAGUGGAGUGAAGAGGAGACUGAUGAAGAGGAAGAUGAUGAAGUUUCCCCUGAGUCCCACCCCAAGAAAGACGACAAAGCAGAGAGGGAUUUGCAGAUUAAUGUGGAAGAUGAGCAAGACUCUGUGCUGCCCCCUGCUGGGGAGAUGGAGCAGGAUACCCAGGCUCCAGACCUGCAGCGGGUUCACAAGCGGAUACAGGAUAUAGUGGGAGUGCUUCGAGAUUUUGGGGCUCAGCGGGAAGAAGGUCGGUCUCGUUCUGAGUAUCUGAAUCGGCUUCAGAAGGAUCUGGCCACUUACUAUUCUUACGGAGACUUCCUGCUCGGCAAGCUCAUGGAGCUCUUCCCUCUGUCUGAGCUGAUAGAGUUCUUAGAAGCUAAUGAGGUGCCCCGGCCAAUCACCCUUCGGACAAACACCUUGAAAACCCGUCGCCGAGACCUUGCUCAGGCUCUAAUCAAUCGUGGGGUUAAUCUGGAUCCGUUGGGAAAGUGGUCAAAGUCUGGACUUGUGGUAUAUGAUUCUUCGGUGCCUAUUGGCGCUACUCCCGAGUACCUGGCUGGGCACUAUAUGCUGCAGGGCGCCUCGAGCAUGUUACCUGUCAUGGCCCUGGCACCUCAGGAGCAUGAGCGGAUCUUAGACAUGUGCUGUGCUCCUGGAGGGAAGACCAGCUACAUAGCUCAGCUGAUGAAGAACACGGGUGUGAUCCUCGCCAAUGAUGCCAAUGCAGAGCGGCUCAAGAGUGUCGUGGGCAACCUGCACCGGCUGGGCGUCACCAACACCAUCAUCAGCCACUAUGAUGGGCGCCAGUUCCCCAAGGUGGUGGGGGGCUUUGACCGAGUGCUGCUGGAUGCUCCUUGCAGUGGCACAGGAGUCAUCUCCAAGGACCCUGCUGUGAAGACGAACAAGGAUGAGAAGGACAUCUUGCGCUGUGCCCACCUUCAGAAGGAACUGCUGCUCAGUGCUAUAGACUCCGUCAACGCAGCCUCCAAGACCGGAGGCUACCUGGUGUACUGCACCUGCUCCAUCACGGUGGAGGAGAAUGAGUGGGUGGUAGACUAUGCCUUGAAAAAGAGGAACGUGCGGCUGGUGCCCACCGGCCUGGACUUUGGCCAGGAAGGCUUUACCCGCUUUCGAGAAAGGCGCUUUCACCCCACGCUGCGCUCCACCCGGCGCUUCUACCCUCACACUCACAACAUGGACGGUUUCUUUAUUGCCAAGUUCAAGAAAUUUUCCAAUUCUAUUCCCCAGCCCCACACAGGAAACUCGGCAGCAGCCACCCCUGCGGAGCCUGAGCUGAAGGAUCAGGUGAUCCUAAAGUCUGAGAACAAUAGUCAGCCCUCCAAGAAAGCCAGUGGGGCUGCAAAAGCAAAGCAGCACUCAGCGAAACAGCAACAUUCUAAGACGCCCUUCCAGAAGGUGAAUGGUGUCUCCAAAGGGCCAGGCUCAGAACUGUCCACAGUACCUUCUGUCCCAAAGGCCCAGGGGUCCGCCAGGCCCCAGGAGAGCAGCCAGCCUGAUGGAAAAGCUAAUGUGAUGAAAUCAAAGAUGGCUGGGAAGCCAAAGCAAUGGGGAGCUAAAUUGAAGAACCCCAAGGAAGCUGCUUUCCCAAAGCAGAAUGCCCCUCCCAUGGCCUUGGACUCAGAAACAGCGGUCGUGCCCGCCCCCUCUGAGAUUUGUACUGCCCCAAGUCCUAAGGACUGUGGUCAGUCCCCUGGGAAAGCCAAAAAGAAAGUAAAGCCUGCCAAGAGAGCUGCUUCCCUGAAAGAGGAUGGUGCCCCCACGGGGCCCUCAGCCCUUGCUGCGUCUCCCCACACUUCCACCAGGCCCCCCCCAGCAAAGAGGAGGAAAUCUGUGACAAAGGGCAGCAGCCAGCCCCCAGUGGCUUAAAUAGACUCGGAAACUAGACUGCUGCCUCACUGACACUGUUUCGGGUUGGAACUCUACAUCCUUCUGCAAGGAUGGCCUUGCUAUGCACACAUAUGAAAUUUAAUAUACAUGUUACCACCCUUG